Molecule: messenger RNA, 1415 nt
Organism: Eucalyptus grandis
Lineage: Eukaryota; Viridiplantae; Streptophyta; Magnoliopsida; Myrtales; Myrtaceae
Product: toll/interleukin-1 receptor-like protein
Exons: 2
Coding region: 380-967 (195 amino acids)
Biological process (GO): signal transduction
Source: RefSeq, a predicted model, not a curated record
UCCAUUCGAGCGCAAUUCUCAACUCCGCGACAAAAUUGGAGACUCCUGAGAGCCAAUGGGAACAAUGGGGAAGGUUGUCAAGGCCAAUGGUAGUGAGGACCACAAGAUGGCAAGGACUGAGUUGCUUUUAGUCAAAUUUGAAGUUAUCUCUAGAUUCCACGUGUGAACGUAUGAAAUACAUGAAACGACCAACGUACCGUGAGAGAUUAAAAUAUACUUGAUAGUCGAGUAAUCAUGCCUUGCCUCCUGCUUUCCCUUCUUCCUCUUUUCCUGCCCCGCUAUAAUUGUAGCAUAGAGAUAGCCCAAAAAUUAUUCCCCGCUCAAAUCCAUCCAUAAUAGUCGCGUCUCUGUGAGUGAGAGAGAGAGAGCGUGGACUGCAAUGGAAGAUGGGAAACGCAAGCCAGAUGCUGAAGCUUCGAGCUCGACCAUUUGGAAGCGACAAAGACCAUCGGAUGAGCGCGGGAGCGGAUCGCCUCUUCCGGACUCACCAGAGAAGAUCGAUGUGCCGUCAGAUUCCGAAGAGAAUUCUGGGCCAUCUGCUUCGUACGCCGAUGUGAUUGGAAACAAUUACUAUGUAUUCUUGAGUUUUAGAGGUCUUGAUACUCGAAAAGGCUUCGUUGAUCACCUCUACCAUGAACUUGUACGAGUGGGCCUGCACCUUCCAAAUUUCGUGUUCAGAGAUGAUGAGAACCUCGACCCUGGCGAGCCAAUUGAAAUGCUUCUCAAUGCAAUCAAGUGCUCUAAAGUUUCAAUCCCAGUUAUCUCAGAAAAUUAUGCUACUAGCAAAUGGUGCCUCCGCGAGAUCAACCAGAUAAUGGAGAGUGUGAAAAGUAAAAAACAAAAAGUCUAUCCUGUGUUUUACAAGGUGACAACCGAUGAUGUAAAAUACAUGACGGGGCACUUUGGAGAUGCGUUCCGACAAAACGAGCGAAUCUUGACGAAGAGGUCAAGCGAAAAGGGCUGGUAGCUCUCAGAGAAUUACUCAAUGGUAAAGUAAUCGAAUCAGAGAAAGUUGCUAAUGGGCAUGAAGGGAAAUUAGUAAAAAAGCUUGUUAAAAAAAUAAUGAGCGAGCAUCAACAUGAAUUUCUACCUCUUCCUAAGGACUUGGUUGGUAUUGAUGAUCAUGUUGCCAGGGUUAUGAAUUUGGCAGACAGUCGAACCAUGAAAUUAGCCAAUACUGCUUAUUCUGAAGCUCAAAUUAUUGUGAUUUAUGGAAUUGGCGGCAUUGGUAAGACGACUCUACCUACGACCAUCUAUAAAAAGCUAACCAAUUUGAGUGCCAUAGCUUUCUCAAUGAUAUUAGAGAAACAAUUAAAAGCAAGGGUAUCAAGUAUGUCCAAUCUCUACAUAUAUCAAAUUUAACAAAAAGAAGUGGCCAUAGUGAGCAAGUCUCUGGGAUUGAAAUUAUCCGAAUU